GCUUUUGCUGUCACCCGGCUACACCCCGAAGCAGUCAGCUGACUGAACCAAACAGGAGCACUUGACUUGCAACAGGAAAUACAUGAAAUACUGUUGAUUCAUACCCAGCUUUGACCAUGAAGAAGAACAAAGGCAAAGCAGUGAGUAGUGCUGAGAAGGAGUUUGUGUUUGAGUUCAGGGCAGGAAAACACAACUGUAUCCUCAAAGUGCCUCUUAAGUUCCCUGUUGAAGAGAACAUCAGUGACCUUCAUGGACGCCUGAUGCUGCUACAUAAAAUACCCUGCUAUAUAGAAAAUGACCUAAAAGCCUCACUUUCCAACUUCAUUGAGAACGAGACCAUCCUGGAUUAUGACAGAGAGGCAGAGCUGGCCCUGCAGAGACUCACCAUAGGCGAUGUAGAUGUAAACCAGCUCACCCAUGCAUGGACCAGGUUUUAUGUGGAGACUACACUGGAACAUGCUAGGCCCGAAGAGCCCAGUUGGGAUGAGGACUUUGCCGAUGUUUACCAUGAGCUGAUCCACUCCCCUGCCUCGGAUACUCUACUCAACCUGGAGCACAACUACUUUGUUAGUAUUUCCGAGCUCAUCAGUGAGAGAGACAUGGAGAUUAAGAAGCUUCAGGAGAGGCAAGCAGCUGAAAUGGACAAGGUGAUGCACGAGCUGGGCAAUACUUUGAGUGACCAGGAUGUAAAUACAGUGGCAUCUCAGCAUUUUGAUGCACAGCAGGUGCUGGAGAACAAGUGGGCCAGUGAGCUGAAGCAAGUUACUGGCAUUCAAAAACAGGAGUACCAAGAGUGGGUCAUCAAACUGCACCAGGACCUGCAGAAAUCGAACAACAGCAGCAAGAUUAAUGAGGAGAUUAUGGUGCAGCCCAACCAGCUGUCAGAGCUCGCAGAUUCUGGGUCUAGGAUGUUUGAGGAGCAGCCUCAGCUUGAGGAGAGCUUCACCAUACACUUAGGAGCACAACUAAAGACGAUGCACAACCUGCGGCUGGUCCGGGCGGAUGUGCUGGAUUUCUGUAAACACCGGCGGCACGGCAGCAGCGGUACAAAGCUGCGGCGGCUACAGACGGCUCUUUCACUGUAUUCCUCCUCACUCUGUGGUCUGGUGCUGUUGGUUGACAACAGGGUCAACUCCUACAGUGGCAUCAAGAGAGACUUUGCAACUGUGGCGAAGGAGUGUACAGACUUCCACUUUCCCUGUCUUGAGGAGCAGCUGGAGGAAGUGCAGCAGGUUGUGCUCUAUGCCAGAGCCCAGCGGAGCAGCAAGCAGAAAGACCAGCCUGAGAUUUCAAGGAAUGGAGGUGAUGAUAAGAGCAAAAAUGUUGAAAGAAAUCCCUCUAACAUCUUACCAGGUGAGUUCUAUAUCUCGCGGCACUCCAACCUGUCAGAGGUCCAUGUUGUCUUCCACCUGUGCACGGACGACAAUGUCCGGUCAGGGAACAUCACGGCACGAGACCCAGCCAUAAUGGGCUUGAGAAACAUCCUGAAGGUCUGCUGUACACAUGACAUCACCACUGUCACUGUCCCUCUGCUGCUGGUCCAUGACAUGUCAGAGGAGAUGACCAUACCGUGGUGUCUUAAGCGAGCCGAGCUGGUAUUCAAAUGUGUCAAAGGCUUCAUGAUGGAGAUGGCAUCUUGGGACGGAGGUAUAUCACGCACGGUUCAGUUUCUAGUGCCAAAGAGUAUCUCAGAGGAGAUGUUCUACCAGUUGAGCAACAUGCUGCCUCAGAUCUUCCGUGUCUCCUCCACCCUAACUCUCACCUCAAAGCACUGAUGGAUAGAGAUGCACCACAUUGCAACCACGUGGCAUUCAGACCACGAGAGAGACACUCAUUUUAACAGCACUGACCAGUUAUAUUUCUUGUUUUUUUUUCAGGAACUGAAUAUGAACUGAAGCGGAAAGUUUGUGAAAUAGCACAUAACCCCCAUUCACUUUUUAAAAUUACAACAGAUGGGUGAAGAUGUCAACAUGUUAUGAUGGCAUUUAGCAUUUACUGUAGAGUAGCAAAAAUGAUUUUAAAUGACAAGGGACAUUUUUUAGGUAAAUGAAAAGCCUUGUUAUUUUUGCACCUUUCAAAGCUACACACAUUAUGAGUACUUCUUACUGAAAGAAGACUGGAAUCAGUGGCUCACACACAAAGCAGCUGCUGCAAUUAUUUCAAGCUUGCAGGGUGUGGUUCUGGUGGCAGAGUUUUAUGACGUCAUGAAAUCAGCCGCAGUUUAAAGCUGCACUCUGUAACUUUCCUCAUGUUCGGGAUACAGCAAAAUGGAGCAGCUAGUGUUAUGUUGGUGAAGUUGUUUCAGUGAGCUGGUACCCAGUGAAAAUGUCACCAACCAAGCGGAUUAUGUGAAUGUGAAGACAAGUAUUGUUUACUAAAGUGAUGAAGUUGGAAGGAAUAGGCACUGGCAAAUUGACCUGAUUAACAUUUCUCAAUAACAGGGUUUGCAACCAUGCUAAAUGUGACAUUUUUAAGUCCUUGUGGACAUCAUAUUUCAUCUGUUUAAUGUUAAUGAAUUAGCCACAACGGAUGACCACACAGUUCAGCCAUCGUAUGAGAUUUAGCAGUCUAAUCCCAUGGGUGAUUGGCUUCAUAUUUGAGGGUUGGGUCUUCUGGAGAGAAGUGACAUGUACUUGGCUCUACUAGUCCUAAGACAAAUGGCAUUGCUGCUGAAAUGAGCUAUGUGCAGGUGUUUUUAUACUGCAUUGCAGUAAGUUAUAGCAGGGAUCAGUCUUUGUGUGGGUGUGUGUGCACGUGUGUGGUCCCUCCCCUCCGCCUCUGCUAACAGCAGAUGGCACUGUUCCUAAAGACAAACUAAAGACAAUGAUAUGAAAAGGGUGACUACACAGAGGCUUACACACUUAUUAAAAGAGAGAAAGUUUUGAUGAGGUUCUGCUGCCUGUUGAAAUUCAUCUCAAGCCAUUUUAGAGAGCAUUCAUCAUGAGCAAGUACAGCCUCAGUAGUUGUAUCUCCACUGGUAAAUAUUUGUCAAAUAUGUCAAACACUUGAACCUACGAAGAUGUGUAUUCUGUAUAUUCACUGUUUACAUUUAAUGUUUAUUAAAAAGAAA
Xiphias gladius (swordfish) is the source of this 3070-nucleotide messenger RNA. RefSeq names its product chromosome 8 C12orf4 homolog (gene ferry3). Bases 117 to 1775 code for a protein of 552 amino acids. Lineage: Eukaryota; Metazoa; Chordata; Actinopteri; Istiophoriformes; Xiphiidae. The record is from RefSeq and is a predicted model, not a curated record. Gene Ontology annotation, cellular component: cytoplasm. Gene Ontology annotation, biological process: regulation of mast cell degranulation. The transcript has 14 exons.